Molecule: messenger RNA, 3502 nt
Organism: Pteronotus mesoamericanus
Lineage: Eukaryota; Metazoa; Chordata; Mammalia; Chiroptera; Mormoopidae
Gene: TAL2
Product: TAL bHLH transcription factor 2
Exons: 4
Coding region: 551-931 (126 amino acids)
Biological process (GO): regulation of transcription by RNA polymerase II
Molecular function (GO): RNA polymerase II cis-regulatory region sequence-specific DNA binding; DNA-binding transcription factor activity, RNA polymerase II-specific; protein dimerization activity
Source: RefSeq, a predicted model, not a curated record
GUAGGCGGGAGGCUGCAUCCUGUUGAUGCGGUCUGCCUCAGCUGCAGCGUGCGGCUCAGACUCAGGUCUGAAACCCCGGCUGGCAGCCUGCUGAUUUCAGACAAUUUUCAAAGAAACCGGGUCCGCACCCGCGAGGAAACAUGGAUGUGCUUUUAAGUAGUGCAGAAGUGUGUGUGUUAUGAAGAGCAAGAUGAGAACCGUGGUGGGAAAUCAAAGUUUCCUCUGGAGGUUUUUUAUUGGGGAGAUUUGAGGUAACAUCCUCUAAUUUUUGUAAGAAGCCCCAGUGAAACUUCCUGAAAACAUCUGCUGGUUUUGAGGGUACCUGGUCCUGAGUCUGCCCCGCGCCUCCCUUUCCAACUGCCCUUGGGUUUAUUGCCUGGAAAUAGAAGCACCCGAAGCUCCAGGCCUACAGAGUCAAGACCAAGCCAGCGUGGUGUUGAGAGCGUCAGCAGCUGGGCACGCCCCAGGCUGCACAUCCCUCUAAUGGGGCUCCUUACUUUUGCAUCCAGCUGAGCACCACGCCUGAGAUGCCAUACUCACUGCUUCCUAAAUGGAGGAUGUCUCGCCAACUCAACUAAGCAACAAGCUGUGGCAAUCUCCCAAGAACUCAGACAUGACCAGGAAGAUGUUCACCAACUCCAGGGAGCGGUGGAGGCAACACAAUGUCAACAGCGCCUUUGCCAAGCUCAGGAAGCUCAUCCCCACUCACCCUCCCGACAAGAAGCUGAGCAAAAACGAAACGCUUCGCCUGGCAAUGAGGUACAUCAACUUCCUGGUCAAGGUCUUAGGGGAGCAAAGCCUGCAGCCGACAGGAGUGGCUGGACCGGCAAACAUUCUGGGACUCUUCCCCCAAGGACCCCACCGGCCGGACAGGACUCUACUCAGCGACUACCAGGUUCCUUCACCUGGCCCAAGCCACCACAUUCCUUAGUGUGGCUCGGACUCUCAUCACCCGGGGAAACUCUUGCUCAGAAGUCACUGGCUGUCAACAGCCCUGUGCGUGUUGCAGAGUCAACUUGAUGAAUAGUAUGUGAGGCAUGAAUUUAAGCUUCCUAGGAGGCGGCUCAGGGACAGCAGCAAGGAGCUGCAAGGAGGCCAUUAGAAUGUGGCUUUGGAGUCCAUCGCCCCUGGGGCUUUGGGGAAAGCGGCCUGUUUCUGUCUAAGUUAAAUAUCCAAGAUCUACAUAAGAUGAUGUUUGAAGGAAAACCAAUCAUAAGUUAAAAACGGCUUUGAAAGUCACUGUUUCACUCAAUAUAAUUUCAGUUAUAAGGAAGUUUUCUUGCAAUGCAUUUCAGAUGCAUUACUGUAAAAUGUACUGAAAAGGUAGCAUGUUUGAUUAAGGGCAAACAAAAUAAGUUACUCCAGGCUGGCGAAUGUAAAGAUCGCUCUGGCAGAAAAAUACCCUGGAGGCUUGUGGGAAAAUCUGUGGAGAAAAGACCCGCCUGACGGGUGAGGAUUACAGGGACACAACAGAUACCUGUGGAAGGGCUCUGCAUCCUUUAUCUCCAUAGAAACGUGAGGCGUUACCUGCAUUGAGCCAUUUCUAUAUGUGUUAUCUCUAAAGCCAAAUGGGGGAUUAUAUCUGUGAGAGGCAAGGACUUGAUUAAUUAUGAAUUAGAGUUCCUGGUUUUCUCAUGAAAAACAGUUAGCUUAACUAGGUUAUCUAAGCCCUCAGUUUCACAUGUCAUGUUUUAAUACUUCUAAUUCAGCCUGAGUUCCUGCUGAUUUAAGACCCAUAAAAUUCUAAUAUAAUUAUGAAAAUCCAAACAUUACAUUUAACGACUCAUUUAACAGAGAAUUUAGUUUAAACAAAAGAUUUACAGUAGACAAUAGGACUGUAAUACCAAGCCCUAAUGAAUUAAUGAAUUUGUAAUUUGCCUUCCUGCUAUGGAGCAUCAGCUCAGUCUUAUGAAGGGAGGUGUGGUACCCACAGGUCGAUGGAACAGUGUGGAUCUGGUGUAACCCACCACCCUGUGCCACCCUGGGAGGGCUUGGAUUUGGAAAUGAACGCCAUAGCUGAGUCCGGAAUACAAAUAAUGUCAUUUGAUUGUCUCCGGAACAUUUUAUUUCCCCAAAGUUCUUGAUGGCGCAUUGGUUUUAAAACUGCCUGAACCAUCACAUCAGCAGGAAAUUGAUGGACUUGCCAUUGUGGAUUUCCAGAGUAUACACAACAGAGGAAUUUAAAUUCCUGCCCCUCUAGAAAGAAGAUAUUAGAUUUAUGAAAGGUUGAAAUAAGCCUGUUUGGUUUAGUAAUCAGAAGAAAGUUGGAGGAGGCCCCCUCAACAUCUCACUUCCCCAAAGAGCAAGGCCAUUCUUUAUGUCAUUAAACUCUAUACAGCAUUCACACUUGUAGCACAUUGUGUUUAUCAGAAGCGAUGCGUUUCCUUCUAGUUCCUUUCUCUAAACUGCAUUUAGGAAACUUCUCUAUGCGCCCAGAAUAGUCCAGGGAAACAUAUAAGCACAGAGACCACGGGAUUUCCCUGUAGGGUGCAUUUCUUUCUUACGAGUUUAGGUAGACUUCAAGUUUGUUCCCAGACUACCAAAGCUUUGAUGAUAGUUGUCAACUGAGCAUCAUUACUUACUCUCUCAUCUGGUAUUAAAUCAAAAGCACCCUUUGACAGUAUUUUUGUCUGAGCUUCAUUUUAACAUGUUGCUGAGGGCCUUCCCCGUGAAAUGUAGCAGACUGCUCCGAAAAAGUUGCAAGAACAUUGAGUUAUCAUUAAAGUAUGUGAGGGAUAAUUGUUUAAAGAAAUCCUUUUGAAAAAUGAAUAAAUAUUUAAAAUAUUACUUCAUGUAAUUGACCUCUUAAAUGAUUUCCUUUACAAGCUUGGAUUUUAGUUUAUCAAGUUGUGUGUUAGGUUAAAAUGACUGUCAAAAGGAAUUUUACAUAUAUGUGGACCAAAAACUUGGCAAGAUAUUCAUAAGAUGGGAAGUUACUUCAGAAGUGACUCUCUAGCCCUCCUUGGUGUCUUAAGGCUUGGUGAUUGGGAAAGUAAGAAUUUAUGGUUCAAAUGUAUUGUAGUUCACCGAUGGUACAUCUCUUUGUGGAUCACUUGAACCCUGUGGAAGACUUUAGACAGAUUAUAUCAUCUCUGCUACUCUGUUACUUGAAAACAAGUGUUUGGUUUGCUAAGGUCACCGCUGGAAACUUCUGGAAACCAGGUAUAAAAAAGUCUAUUUAUUUAUAUAGAUCAUUUAGAUUGGCCAAUUCUACUCCUCCUACGACAGAGGAGAAAACAGGUCCAGAGAAUUUUGAAGUGGCUUUGCAGUCAUCACAUGGACAGUGAGUGGAAACCCGGGGCUGGGUCUCCUGACCCAGCAGCAGGCCUUCUACAGCCUUCUUCAGUCACUAGAUAUGUUAAGAUCGAAAAUGGACAAGUAUCUUAUGAUUAGACUCAUCUCUUUUCAAUAGUGCUCGGUAAUCUUCUUCUAUUGCCUUUUUAUUGAAAUUGAAUUAUUGUGCUUUGUAGAAUGUGGUUAGAAGUAUCAACCAAAGAUUUUA